AUGGUGGGAAGUAAAUUGGCUUAUUAUGGAAGUUUAACGGGUUGCGAUUGUGUGGAUGGAUGUGGUGACGGAUGCUUCUGUGCUAUAAAAAAUGGGGGCGACUUUCCUUAUAGUCUCCAGGGGCUUCUCCUGAAAGGGAAGCCUUUGAUUUCUGAAUGUGGCCCUUCUUGUCCUUGUCCUCUGCAUUGUCGGAAUCGUCUUACACAGAGAGGGCUGAAAAAUAGGUUCGAAGUGUUUAGGUCUCAGCUAAAUAGUUGGGGAGUCAGGUCCUUGGACCUUAUUCAAGCUGGUUCUUUUAUCUGCGAGUAUACUGGGGUUGUUUUGAAUCAAAUGCAAGAGCAAAUCUUGAUAAUGAACAGUGACCAGGUGAUAUAUCCUAAUCGGUUCUCUGAAAGUUGGGCAGGAUGGGGGGAUUUGUCUCCGAUAUACCCAGAUUAUGUGCGUCCAUCAUAUCCACCGGUACCUCUUCUCGAUGUGUCAAUUAUGAAGAACUUGCUUGCUCUGUCAGCCUAG
This is a messenger RNA of Abrus precatorius (Indian licorice), 513 nucleotides long. Its product is annotated as histone-lysine N-methyltransferase family member SUVH2-like. The record is from RefSeq and is a predicted model, not a curated record. Bases 1 to 513 code for a protein of 170 amino acids. Gene Ontology annotation, cellular component: nucleus. The transcript has 2 exons. Lineage: Eukaryota; Viridiplantae; Streptophyta; Magnoliopsida; Fabales; Fabaceae. Gene Ontology annotation, molecular function: histone methyltransferase activity; zinc ion binding.